AUGGCCCAAUAUGAAUCACGGUGUAAGAGGAACGACGACACUUUGAUGUCCCAAACUAAUUUUAUCGACCACCCUCCCUUUGGUGCUGCGCAGACCUUGGAGCGAGGGCGCGCUGCUGAACCGUCACUUGGAGUGCCACGGAGACUGCCCCAUGAGUUGUGGGAACAACAGUUAACUGCUCAUCUCCUCCGUCUGAAGGAACUUCAACUUGAGCGAAUUUCUCUUGUGGAGAAGAGCUCGCAGUGCCUCCUAAGAGAGAAGUGGAUGCGCAUUGCCACGCAAAAACUCAGGGAAGCGACCUCACGCACCACCGCAUUACGGCACAGGCUUCAACAAUUGCUGACAGAAGGAACACCUGCAUGCACCGAGGAAGGUGCACUUCAGACAAACCACUUUUCCUCUUUCCAUUGCCUCCCGCCGGUGGACAUUACUGCGCUGUGUUCACUUAUAGUCUCAUGCUCCGCAAACGUGGAGGUUUUGACCAGCCGACUUCAGAGAGUGAUGGGGACCAUUUCUGAGGGUGAAGCCUCCAAUUCCCUUUUUUCUCUCUCUUCUUCCUUGAUGCAAAUCUUGCCGCGUUGGAUUCAGUAUAAUUACAUCUCCGUGUUCUUCUCGCGUUAUCUGCAAAUGGCUUUCACUCUUGCGGCAUUGCAGCUUCAACGUUCCGUUGAUGAAAAAAUAAAGGAAUAUAAUUUACAAGAGAAGCAGGAAGUUCAACAUCGACGAGAGGAGCGUCAGCGCGCACGGGAAGCACGACGCAUGCAGUUAAUUAGAGCCAAAGAACGUCUUGAAAGAACAGAAAAGCAUGCAUUUGAAAUACGCAAACGCAUCUUUCUUCUGCAUGAAUGGAUCACAGGGAAACGACGCUUGCCGACUGGACAACUACUAAACCCCGUCAUGUGCACUGAAGUACUGUAUCGCAUACGGGCAGACCUGGCCAUGGGGGAAAUGGACUUUCUCCUACAACUAACGGCUGACAAUGGACGAGCACUAAUCCACACGGCAGCAUAA
Messenger RNA from Trypanosoma cruzi, 1011 nucleotides. RefSeq lists its product as uncharacterized. The transcript has a single exon. Bases 1 to 1011 code for a protein of 336 amino acids. NCBI's taxonomy places the organism in Eukaryota, Euglenozoa, Kinetoplastea, Trypanosomatida, Trypanosomatidae. The record is from RefSeq and is a predicted model, not a curated record.